Ornithorhynchus anatinus (platypus) is the source of this 1760-nucleotide messenger RNA. RefSeq names its product glutamate rich 6 (gene ERICH6). The transcript is spliced from 14 exons. The coding region runs from base 1 to 1755 and encodes 584 amino acids. Lineage: Eukaryota; Metazoa; Chordata; Mammalia; Monotremata; Ornithorhynchidae. The record is from RefSeq and is a predicted model, not a curated record.
AUGGACGAGGCCGAGGGGAGCGGGGCCGGGGCCGGGCCGGGCCGGAGGGCGGGGGCGCCUGAGACCCCCGAGCCUGGCGGCAGCCCCACCCGAGGCGGCGGCGGGGGCAGCGGCGGGGGCAGCGCCGAGGAACAGGCUUCCCAGACAAGUUUCUCAAAGAUCCCUAGAGCCUUGAGUACAUUUCGGAGAGAGUCAUCAGAGUCCAACAUGUCUCAAAGCAGGACAGACACCCAUCCCGAGGAACCUUUGACAGUAUCAGUGUCGAUUCAGACAGAAACCAGUUGGCUUUUGGACGAGUUCAAUAAAAAACAAUUGGCCCAGAAAACAAUUGGGAUAAUCCAGAAGAAGAGCACCAAGAGUCUUGUUUCUUCAAUCAAAAAGAAAUGGUCCGUCUCCUCCCAGGAUAAGACCUUGGACAUUCUAUGCGACAUGGAGUUCAAGGAAGACUACCUGAGAUUGUUGGAGCCGGCCCUCCGAACGAUCGCCAGCGUUGGACCGCCAACCAUUCUGGCGUUCAAGCCAGAAUGUUUCCAGGACAGACUUCUGCAGAUGGCCGAGGAGUGCCCAGUGUUGUGCGAGUUCUGUGGUGCCAAUCUGCAGCCGUUCCCGUCCACCGAAGACCUGGGCGCCAAUACCAGAGAAAUGCCUUUCUGUUGCGACAACUUCCGGGAGCUGUACGAGUUCUUGCUUCAAGAAAAGAGGCUCCUCUCGAGAGAUCAACUGGAUUUAAUUUCCAUCAAACCCCACGCGGCCCAUUGGAGCGAGGCUGAUAGGCAGCGAGCAAAGGAAAGAGCCAUGCAGAGGCAACAGGAGAGACAGAUGGCCAGACAUGCGGCAAGCAUAGCUUUAGAACAGGCCAGCUAUACGGACCUAUCUCGACAGUUGAAAACCAUUUCCUAUCAGCUGUCCAAGGAGCCCCCAGGUGAAUUGACAGUGAAACCUAAGGAGGUGCUCAAGGCUGAUGAGGAGCAAAUAAGCUUUGUUAUCACCUGCUGUGACUUCACCACCACCGGAGGGAAGAUGGUAACAAAUCAGUUCUUGGAAAAGUACUACAAGCACGGGGGCAAGUUCCUGACCAUGUUCCCAGAUGGCUCCGCCCAACUGUUCUAUCCGUCGGGAAAUCUGGCCGUCCUCGUUGUUGCCAGCCAGGUGAAAGGUUUACUGUGUAUAGUCCGGGAAGACAAGCAGUGCGGCGCAGAAAUCCAAGCUGUGUUUGAUUCCUGUGGGAAAGGAACCUGUUACCACCCAAACGGGAAUGUCUGGGUCAACCUCAGCCUUUUGGGAGGGCAGUGUUUAGAUGAAGCCGGCAACAGAGUGAGGAUGUGGAAGUGGCCGAGUACUCUGACAUCUCGUCCCGCUGUUCCCUUUAAGCCCAUCUUUCUGUCAUUGAGUCAGUACAUUGGUGUCCGGAUCGUAGAUCAGGAUAAAAUCGCAGUCACUUUUCUGGCCCUGGGCCAGCAGGCCAAAUUCAGUGUGGGAACUAAAGUGCAGAUCAGGUGUGUGGACCAGAUCCCCUCCUUCAGGCUCCUGAGUCAAGAUGAUUUCCUGCUACUGGCCCACUGGAUAAGGAUCCAAUACCUGCUCAACAAACUGCAAGGCUGCCGGGACUUCCCCUCCAGCCAGUUCUGGGACAAGAUGAAACCGCCGUCUUACUUGGCAUCCCAUGCUCUGAAACUGCUUAGCCUCUGCCAAAAUUCUGAGCUAGCCGAUGAUGUCUUUGAGACCGUAAAGGCGCUAAUAAAGGAAUCGAUUUGAUCAGG